AUGGCCCAGCAGGCCAGCGUUGGGGAGCUGCUGUCCAUGCUGGACUCCCCGCUGCUGGGCGUGCGUGACGACGUGACAGCGGCCUUCAAAGAGAGCCUCAGCUCUGACCGUGGUCCGAUGCUUGUGAACACCUUGGUGGAUUAUUACCUGGAAACCAACUCUCAGCCUGUAUUGCACAUCCUGACUACCUUGCAAGAGCCCCAUGAUAAGCACCUCUUGGACAAAAUGAAUGAAUACGUGGGCAAGGCCGCCUCUCGGUUAUCUGCCCUCUUGCUACUGGGCCACGUCGUGAGGCUGCAGCCGUCGUGGAAGCAUAAGCUCUCUCAAGCACCUCUUUUGCCUUCUCUACUAAAAUGUCUCAAGACGGACACCGACAUCGUCGUCCUCACUACAGGGGUCCUGGUGCUGAUAACCAUGCUCCCAAUGAUUCCACAGUCGGGGAAGCAGCACCUGCACGAUUUCUUUGAUAUUUUUGGCCGUCUUUCGUCGUGGUGCCUGAAGAAACCAGGCCACGUGACAGAAGUCUAUCUCGUUCACCUCCACGCCAGCGUUUACGCUCUCUUCCAUCGCCUGUAUGGGAUGUACCCUUGCAACUUUGUCUCCUUUCUGCGUUCUCACUACAGUAUGAAGGAAAACCUGGAGACUUUUGAAGAAGUGGUCAAGCCAAUGAUGGAGCAUGUGCGAAUUCACCCGGAAUUAGUGACUGGAUCCAAGGACCAUGAACUGGACCCUCGAAGGUGGAAGAGAUUAGAAACACAUGAUGUUGUCAUAGAAUGUGCCAAAAUCUCUCUGGACCCUACAGAAGCCUCAUAUGAAGAUGGCUAUUCUGUGUCUCACCAAAUCUCAGCCCGUUUUCCUCAUCGUUCAGCCGAUGUCUCCGCCAGCUCUUAUGUUGACACACAGAAUAGCUAUGGGAAUGCUACUUCCACUCCCUACUCUACUUCUCGGCCGACGUCAAACGCGCCCGGGCAGCUACCUCCGGCUCUGAGCUCCCUGUCGACACGGCUGUUAGCUGAGCCGCCUCAAGCUACUCUUUGGAGCCCAUCUGCGGCUUGUGGGAUGACCACCCCUCCAACUUCUCCUGGAAACGUCCCACCUGAUCUGUCACACCCUUACAGCAAAGUCUUUGGUACAGCUGGUGGGAAAGGAACUCCUCUGGGAACCCCUGCAACCUCUCCUCCUCCAGCCCCACCCUGCCAUUCGGACGACUACGUGCACCUUUCACUCCCGCAGGCCACGGCCCCCAAGAAGGAAGAGAGAACAGACUCUGCAAGGCCCUGUCUACACAGACAGCCCCAUCUUCCGAAUGACAGAGGAUUAGAAGAGCUGCAUGGAGGCAAGGGAUCUGUCACUCUUAGUGACCUUCCAGGGUUUUUAGGAGACCUGGCUUCUGAAGAAGACAGUAUUGAGAAGGAUAAAGAAGAAGCGGCCAUAUCUAAAGAGCUGUCUGAGAUCACGACGGCCGAUGCCGAGCCCCUGGUUCCUCGAGGAGGCUUCGACUCGCCCUUCUACCGGGACAGUCUGCCGGGCUGCCCGCGGAAGACCCUCUCAGCCUCCUCCAGCACUCAGGGCACCAGUGCGAACUCUGAGCCUUUAAACUCCUCCCUGGACAAGCCGGGGCCUGACACACCAAAGCAAGCCUUCACACCCAUAGACCUGCCCUGCGGAGGCACCGGGGAGAGCCCUGCCGGGAACAGGGAGCGCCAGGCCUCCCUGGAGGCCAGCAUCCUCACCCCCAGCCCCUGUAAAAUUCCACCUCAGAGGGGAGUGGGGUUUGGCAGUGGGCAGCCUCCCCCGUACGAUCAUCUUUUUGAGGUGGCAUUGCCAAAGACUGCCCAUCAUUUUGUCAGCAAGAAGACGGAGGAGCUGCUGAAGAAGGCAAAGGGAGGCGCAGAAGAGGACGUCCCGCCCUCCGCCUCCCCCGUGGAGGUGCUGGACAGGCUGGUACAGCAGGGGGCCGACGUGCACAGCAAGGAGCUCAGCAGGUUGUCUUUACCCAGCAAGUCUGUUGACUGGACCCACUUCGGAGGCUCUCCUCCCUCAGAUGAGAUCCGCACCCUCCGUAACCAGUUGCUUUUACUGCACAACCAGUUACUCUACGAGCGUUUCAAGCGGCAGCAGCACGCGCUGCGCAACAGGCGGCUCCUGCGCAAGGUGAUCCGGGCCGCGGCUCUGGAGGAGCACAACGCUGCCAUGAAAGACCAGUUGAAGUUGCAAGAGAAAGACAUCCAGAUAUGGAAGAUUAGUCUGCAGAAAGAACAAGCCAGGUACAGUCAGCUUCAGGAGCAGCGAGACACGGUGGUCACCCAGCUGCAUAGCCAGAUCAGACAGCUUCAGCACGACCGGGAGGAAUUCUACAACCAGAGCCAGGAGCUACAGACGAAGCUGGAGGACUGCAGGAACAUGAUUGCGGAGCUGCGCGUGGAGCUGAAGAAGGCCAACAGCAAGGUGUGCCACACCGAACUGCUGCUCAGCCAGGUGUCCCAGAAGCUCUCAAAUAGUGAGUCGGUCCAGCAGCAGAUGGAGUUCCUGAACAGGCAACUGUUGGUUCUUGGGGAAGUCAACGAGCUGUAUCUGGAACAGCUGCAGAACAAGCAUUCGGACACCACCAAGGAAGUAGAAAUGAUGAAGGCUGCAUAUCGGAAAGAGCUAGAAAAAAACAGGAGCCAUGUCCUCCAGCAGAAUCAGAGACUUGAUACCUGUCAGAAACGGAUUUUGGAACUGGAAUCUCAUCUGGCUAAGAAAGACCACCUUCUUUUAGAACAGAAAAAGUAUUUAGAGGAUGUCAAACUCCAGGCAAGAGGACAGCUACAGGCUGCAGAGAGCAGGUAUGAGUCCCAGAAGAGGAUCACCCAGGUGUUCGAACUGGAGAUCUUAGAUUUAUAUGGCAAAUUGGAGAAGGAUGGCCUCCUGAGAAAACUUGAAGAACAGAAACCGGAAGCAGCGGAAGCAGCGGAGGAAAGGCUUGACUACUGUCAGGACGGCUGCUCAGAUUCGGUGACAGGGCACAACGAAGAGGCCCCUGGCCAUAACGGUGAGACCAAGCCCCCCAGGCCCAGCAGCGCCCGGGGCGGCGGUGGCAGCAGAGGCGGCGGCAGCAGCAGUGAGCUCUCUACCCCAGAGAAACCCCCCAACCCCAGGGCGGGCCCCUUCAGCAGUCGGUGGGAGAUGGCGGUGGGCGAGCCCGCUUCCGGCACCCCCGCGACCGUGGGCUCGCUUCCCAGUUCAGAGAGCUUUCUGGGCAUGAAGGCGCGAGAGCUGUUUCGUAACAAGAGCGAGAGCCAGUGCGACGAGGACGGCCUGACUGUCGGCAGCCUUUCCGAGACCCUAAAGACAGAGCUGGGCAAAGACUCGGGUGUGGAAGCCAGGGCCCCCCCAGCCCUCGAUGGCCCGCUGCCGCCUGCCCCAAAGCCGGACAGUGUGGGCCAGCUCCGCAUCAUGGACUACAACGAGGCCCAACUCGAGCACAGCUAG
Molecule: messenger RNA, 3474 nt
Organism: Rangifer tarandus platyrhynchus (Svalbard reindeer)
Lineage: Eukaryota; Metazoa; Chordata; Mammalia; Artiodactyla; Cervidae
Source: the annotation of a GenBank genome assembly